Molecule: messenger RNA, 609 nt
Organism: Fusarium tjaetaba
Lineage: Eukaryota; Fungi; Ascomycota; Sordariomycetes; Hypocreales; Nectriaceae
Product: ycgI
Exons: 1
Coding region: 1-609 (202 amino acids)
Source: RefSeq, a predicted model, not a curated record
AUGGAGGAUACUAGACAAUUACCUGAUGGCAUCAUCGAACUCGCACCGCGGACAGGAACCUCUUUCUUCGUCAACAAAGGCCAACGCCUAACAGUAAUCGAUCCAAAGGGCGGUCAAGUCUCUGACCUCGUGGCAUUCAACCGACACGACACAGACGAAGUCAUCUCCAACGGACGCACAUUUGACUAUGCAGACACCAUAUACCUAACAACCAACCACCCACUCUACUCAAACCGCAGCAACAUCAUGCUCAAAAUCGUCGACGACACUUGCGGACGUCACGACUUUCUGCUUACGCCGUGUUCCAAAGAUACCUUUCGCAUCAUUUACGGCGACAAGGAGCCCCAUCACGGCUGUUUCGGCAACCUCUCCCUUGCGCUAGGCAAACAUGGUAUCGCGCCAGAUCGCAUUCCUUGCGCGUUCAACUGCUUCAUGAAUGUGCCUGUUGACGGGAAGACGGGCAAGUUCACGGUGGAGCCGCCUAUCAGUAAGGCCGGUGAUCACAUUGACUUUGUCGCGGAGAUGGACCUUAUUGUUGCGAUCACUGCCUGCUCGGCUGGCAAGUCUAAUGGCGGUAGCUUUAAACCUAUUCAAUACAAGAUAGUUUAA